AACAAAUAUUGAUGGUUGCAAGUUAAAAAAUAUGUUACAUUUUGCACUUUAUUCAUCUAUCUAUUUUUACAUUUAUUCAAAAACAUUUUGAUGAGGAUCCCAUAUCGUAGUUUUAUGUUCUGAGCAGGACAUUUUACAUUCCAAAAAAAUGAAAACUCCUCACAUUUCUUUUCUGGCAUUUCUUUUUAUCAGCCUCCAUAUACCAUAACUGGUAUCCUCUGUGUUGAUUUUGGCUGUUGUCCUCCUGGCUAAAUAUAUCGACCUAGAUCUAAUAGGUGGAUAUAUAUAUGUAGAAAACAAGACUGGGAUCCAGAAUUAAAAGAUUCAAAUUUUUUUUAAAGGUUGUGUGUGCAGCAGAAUAACCUUCAUAAUAAACAUCUGAUGGAUCCACGCUCUCUACCAGCAGGGGGCGGUAAUGGGCCAUAUGGGCGGGCUGCCAGCCGUCAAUCAAACCCAGGAAGAAGAGUAACUGUAACCAGGAAGAAAAAGAGCUAAGGCUCCUUGAUGGACUAGCUGGGAAUCUAACCAACACAGAUCUUCACGCUUAUGCCUGGGCUGUUUGUCCAAAGAUGAGGUUGUGAGCGCCUCUCGAAUUGCAGCAGUGAAGUAAAAUGAUCGGACACUGUGACUCUGCCACAAGGCUAACAGACAUGCCUUGGUGCCAAAACACCAAGAGGAAAUAUCAUUUCUAACCAAAAGAUCCAGGUUUUCUUCUUAAAGCCAAACUACUUUUUUUUGUUUUGUUUUGGGGUUUUUUUGUAAUCAAUGAGCAGUUUCCUUUUGUAGAAUCCCCUUUUCCUCUGGACCAUGGUAGAUAAUAGAUACGCCACGGCUCUGGUCAUCGGCUCGGUGCUGAGCCUGAUGGCCACCGUGUACCUGUCUGUGGCCGUGGGCACUCAGCAGUGGUACCAGUACAACAGUCCACCAGGUAAACACGAGGGCAGCAACGCCUCAGAGCUCAGAGAGGAGUUCGUCAACGGAGAGUUUGACGAGAAGACCUACAGCGACACCAUGUUCCGGCUGAACGGCACUCUGGGACUGUGGUGGAGGUGCAUUCUGGUCCCUGGCCAGUCACACUGGUUCAAAGAGCCAGAUCCCAAGAUGGAGACGCAGUGUGUGAGCUUCACUCUUCCUCAGCAGUUUAUUCCAAAGUUCAAAUACCCUGGAAACCACAACAGUGAAGAAGAUCUGCUGAGAACAUAUCUGUGGAGAUGCCAGUUUCUCCUGCCCUUGGUGUCUCUGGCCUUGGUGUUCCUCAGCGGCCUCGUUGGGGUCUGCGCCUGCCUGUGCCGCAGCUUCACCCCCACCUUUGGCGUGGGGGUGCUCCACCUCCUUGCAGGUCUGUGCUCGCUGGGCAGCGUCUGCUGUUUCUUGGCGGGGGUGGAUUUGCUCCACCAGUACACCACACCACCAGAGGGGGUGGAGGGCUCGCUGGGCUGGUCCCUAUACCUCGCCCUCAUCUCCUUCCCUCUGCAGAUGAUGGCGGCUGCUUUGUUCCUGUGGGCGGCCAGGAGUCACCGCAAGAACUACACCCGCAUGUCGGCUUACAGGGUUGCUUAAAAAAGAGAAAAACUACUCUUAACAGUGUAUACUACCGUAAAACAGCCUACUGGUCUGAAGACGUCAUUACAACCCUUUUGUCUGUAGGAAAAGAUUUCAAUUAGAAGAAUUGACUGUAUUUUAUAGAUAGAAAAACACAGUUCCCGUGGUAUCACAGACCUGAAGAAAACCAGACUGCUAAUCAUCAUAAAUGCUCAUUUAUAGGGCUGUUAUAUCUUUGAGUUGUGUUAUCUCACUUAUUAGUUCAUUCUGUUGUUAACUGUGUUGCUGUGCAGUACUUUGUUGCCUUAUUUUUUCGGUUGCCAUUGCUUUUAAACAUGCUCACCACAUUUGCUCUUACAUCAGCUGUAAACGUGCACUGUCGCAAAAUAACACACCCGCAGUAAUAUAAGUCAGGGUAUCUUUCUCUAAUAGUGCAUGAAAAUUAUUUAACCAGAUUUUAUUUAAAUUUUUUUCUCGAGUAUGGAGCCUUUGCUGUGCAUGCAUUUUCAAGCUGAUAUUUCCGUCAUCUGUGGUAAUUGUUGAUUUCAGUCUGUGGUGUUUGUCGGCUAAAUGUCACUCACUAAAAAUGUAACCACUCAUCUUCCAUUGUCAGCCAUGUUUAUACAUCUAAUAUUUAUUAACUCGGUUAACAUUUCAAGAAGAGUCAAUUGAUUUGAAGCCACGAGAGAGAGAGAAAAAAAUGUGGGACCAUGUUUUUUUUUACCAUUUAUGUUUCCGCCCUAAACUGAACCACUGCCAUUUUACAUUUUUAUAAUGACCGAGUUUAACUGUUUAAAACUACUGUUUUUUAAUCCCACACUUACACAACUGACUGGUUUGACAGCCAAAAACUGGUUUGUCUUACUUACCUAUAAUGGUAAUGGGUGAUAGCCCAGUGUCAUUUGCAAAUCUUCUUUUGCAAGUGUAAAAGCUCCUGGAUCUUUAUUUUUAUCCUCAACAAUUGUGUGGGAAGUAAAUGAAUUUACUUUUUUUGUGAGUCAAAUUUCCAAAUUACUCAUUGUACCAGCAGCAGAAAUUGUGAUGUUUUUGUAUCACAGUGUCAUGUAACACGUCUGAUGUGUAUACACUGUCUUUUGUAAAUGUUUUUGUGUUCUGAUGCACACUACUUGUUUGUGUAUUAAUAAAUUUGACAUUUUGACAUCA
This is a messenger RNA of Scophthalmus maximus (turbot), 2706 nucleotides long. RefSeq names its product claudin domain containing 1b (gene cldnd1b). Lineage: Eukaryota; Metazoa; Chordata; Actinopteri; Pleuronectiformes; Scophthalmidae. Bases 808 to 1560 code for a protein of 250 amino acids. The record is from RefSeq and is a predicted model, not a curated record. The transcript is spliced from 5 exons. Gene Ontology annotation, cellular component: membrane.